AUGCGCGAUAAGGAAGGCAAUGCUCUUAGAAGUGCACAUAUAUUAGGUUUUUUUAGAAGGAUAUGUAAAUUACUUUUUUUUAACAUCAAACCUGUCUUUGUGUUUGAUGGUGGAGCCCCAGAAAUAAAACGCCAUACUUUAAUGGAACGUAGGAAAAGACGAGUGGGAAUUGAAAAUGAUUUACAAAAAACAGCACAAAAGAUUUUAGCUGCUCAAAUACGAAUCCAUGCUAUUGAAGAGGCUGGAACUUCAAAAUCAAAGGCUAACAAAAAAAAGAAUCAGUCAUUAAUAACCGAUGAUAUGAAUGAUGAAUUGAGAUUAAGUGCUGAGGAUAUAUUUAAACAUGGAAAAAAAGAUGAAUACGACUUGCCACCUAUAACUGGUGGAAUAGAGACCAUGAUUGCGAAAGAUGAUCCAAGAUUUACAACUAAUGAAGAUCUGAAUAACUUUAUUGAAGAAUUUAAGACAGACGGAAUCGAUAUAGAUUCUGAAUUAUUUCGAUCUCUUUCAACGGAAACUCAAUAUGAAAUAAUUGGAGAACUUCGAUUAAAGAGGUUGGAAGCAAAUUCUGUUCGAAUUGCAUCUGAAAGAAAUAAGAAAUAUGUUUUAAUCAAGAACGAUGACGAUAGUAUGGGGUGGAGAAUGGAAAAACCGGUUAAAUUGGAUGAAAAUUCUUCAGAAUCUGAUUACGAAGAAGUUAUACAUUCAAAUAAUAAAAAACCAAAUGAAGAUGGAGAUUAUUGGGAAGAGUUUGUGAUAAAUGAUUCAUCAUUAAAAGCUGAUGUAGGCCAAGAUAACGAAAUUGCAGAUUAUCCUCAAAAAAGGAAUUUAAAAAACGAUAAUAACUACAACAAGAACAAUGAUGAUGUUAUUGUUGACGAUUUGAUAAAAGAUGUUGAUUCAUUCUAUGCCAUGUGGUUAUCCUGCAUGUCAAAUGAAUUUCAACAACAAUUCGAUGAUCACAAUGAUUUAAUUUAUAAAGCUAUAUAUGAAUGGAAUGAAUCAGAUUUAAAAGAUCAAUUAAAUACUAUUUCAAAAAAAUUGGGCAAGACGAAAGAAGGUGAUGGUAACGAAAAGGUUAAGGCUAUGGAAUUUUGGCAAGACUUUUUGACAAAUACUAUUAAAUUUCGCAAUAACAAAUUAAAAGAAGAUUCACCAUUGAACCAAGAUUAUGAUGAUGACGAUGGUGAUAAAACUUAUAAAAUUAUCCAAGAUGUUGAUGAUUAUCAAACAGCUUUAAAAGUUAAAAAAAGUAUUGAUGAUUCGUUUGAACUUGAUUCUUCAGAUUUUGUUGCAAAAAGAGAAUCACCAUCAAAGCCUUCACCAAAAGAUGAGCUGGAAAUUACUGAUAAUGAUAUUGUGGAAUCAAUAAAAUUUUCAGACCCAGUAAUUAAUAAUAAUCAACAAAGUAUAAACAAUGAAAUGUUAGGUUCUGAUGAAGAUGACGAGCAUUAUCAUAAAAGUCACAAUGAUUACAACGAUCUUAAUGUCGUAUAUAUUUCAAACGAUGAGGGUUCCAAUGAUGUUAAAGACGAUGUUAAAGACAUGUCAUCAAAUAGGGUUGAUAAAGAAUUAGGCAUUAAAACUUCGUUUGAAGGUGAUGAAGUGUCAUCAGAAAUACCCGGAACUGAAGAAGUCGAUUUUUCAAAUCAAACAAGUGAUAAAGAAGAAGAAAACGAGGAUGUUGUUAUUACCACAGUUAUCGACUCCAUUGAAGAAGACGAGGGGGGUAAAAUCGUUGAAGAAAAUAACGAAUUUGCUAGGUUUUUAUCUGAGCUUAAAGAUAGAGAUUUGAGUUCAAUACAACAAGAGCUGUCUAAAGAAAUUGAACAAUUGAAUGAAAAACAAAGGCGAGAAAAAAGAGAUGCUGAUAAUAUAACGCAAUCGAUGAUAACUGAAUGUCAAAAACUUUUACAAUUAUUUGGAAUACCAUUUAUUGUUGCACCGAUGGAAGCAGAAGCACAAUGUGCAAAAUUGCUAACUCUUGGACUUGUAGAUGGGAUUAUUACAGAUGAUAGCGAUGUAUUUUUAUUUGGCGGGAGUAAAGUUUAUAAAAAUAUGUUUAAUCAACAAAAAUAUGUGGAACGUUAUGAUUUGGAGGAGGUAGAACGUGAAAUGCAAAUCAAUCGUAAUAAAUUGAUUCAACUUUCAAUACUUUUAGGCAGUGAUUAUACAGAAGGAUUGACAGGAAUAGGAAUUGUUAAUGCAAUCGAAAUCUUGAAUGAAUUUCCAGGCGAAGAUGGAUUGGAGAAAUUUAGAGAUUGGUGGAAUGAUGUACAAAGUGGAAGAUAUAAACUUGAUAAACAAAUUGAUAGCGAUUUCAAGAAAAAAUUUUGCCAAAAAUUUAAAAGUCUUAUAUUGAACGAAAAUUUUCCAAAUCGUCAUAUAUGGGACGCUUAUUUACAUCCUCAAGUUGAUGAUUCUACUGAAGAAUUUCAAUGGGGAAUUCCUGAUAUAGAUUUACUUCAAGAAGACACAAAAACAAAAUCAUCGACACCUUCAAAGAAGAAUAAAGUCGACAGGAGAAAAAAUACUAGACGAAAAGUUAAUGCAAAUGUCUGCGAAGUAGGAUCAUCUGAUGAUGAUUCAAAAGUAUAUCAAAGAAAAUUCAACGUACCAUUAUACAUUUCACGUAAAAUAAUUCAUAUUGGCGCUGGAACUUAUUUGUUUUUUCUUUUGUAUUUGUUUGAACAAUGGGAGUAUGUGGUAUUUUUGAAUGCUAGUUUUGUACUGCUUAACUAUAUAUCCUAUAGGAUAAGGCUAUUCAAAUCUAUGG
This is a messenger RNA of Entrophospora candida, 2776 nucleotides long. The record is from the annotation of a GenBank genome assembly. NCBI's taxonomy places the organism in Eukaryota, Fungi, Glomeromycota, Glomeromycetes, Entrophosporales, Entrophosporaceae.